CAACGCCACUGCACAGCCUGCUCAGUGCCAUGCCUGAGCUGAUGAGGUGAGGCUGGUUCAAACCUGUGAGUAAGGUUUAGAAGGCGCAGAGGCGACAUGGAGCGAGAUAAUAGCUCUCUGGACAACUUCACCGGCAACUACACAGAGACACCUGACAGCAUUACACCUCCACCCUGGAGCGAGGCCACGCUGCUCAGCCUCCAGAUCUCAUUGUCUGCCCUAUUGGCUGUCAUCACCUUGGCUACCGUGCUCUCCAACGCCUUCGUCAUCGCAACCAUCUUUUUAACCAGGAAGCUCCACACGCCGGCCAACUUCCUGAUCGGCUCCCUCGCCGUCACCGACCUGCUGGUGUCUAUUUUAGUCAUGCCGAUCAGCAUCGUCUACACUGUCAGCAAGACCUGGUCGCUGGGGCAGAUUGUCUGUGACAUCUGGCUUUCUUCUGACAUCACUUUCUGCACGGCCUCCAUCUUGCACCUGUGCGUGAUCGCGUUGGACCGCUACUGGGCCAUCACAGAUGCGCUGGAGUACACAAAGCGCCGCACCAUGCGCCGGGCGGCGAUCAUGGUUGGGGUGAUGUGGGUGAUCUCCGUCUCCAUUUCCAUGCCGCCGCUCUUCUGGCGUCAGGCCAAAGCCCACGAGGAGCCGAAGGAGUGCGCGGUGAACACGGAUCAGAUCUCCUACACCCUAUACUCCACCUUCGGCGCCUUCUACGUUCCCACAGUGCUUCUCAUCAUCCUCUACGGACAGAUCUAUGUUGCCGCCCGCACCCGCAUCUUCAAGACGCCAUCGUCCUCGGGAAAACGUUUCACCACGGCGCAGCUCAUUCAGACCUCUGCAGCCUCCUCUCUCUGUUCUCUUAAUUCCUCCUCCAACCAGGAAGCACACCGACACUCCCUCAAUGUGGGAGGUGGGGGAGGUGGAGGAUCACCUCUGUUCAUGAAUAGUGUGAAAGUGAAGCUGGCAGACAGCGUGUUGGAGAGGAACCGUUUGUGCGCGGCUCGGGAGAGGAAAGCGACCAAGACACUGGGCAUCAUCCUGGGCGCUUUCAUCGUCUGUUGGCUCCCGUUCUUUGUGGGCACACUCGUCAUGGCCAUAUGUAAAGAGUGCUGGUUUGAUCCAGCGCUUUUUGAUAUAUUUACCUGGCUAGGAUACCUGAACUCUCUCAUCAAUCCAGUUAUCUACACCUCAUUCAACGAUGAAUUCAAACAAGCUUUCCAAAAACUCAUGAAAUUCAGACGGUUCUCCUGAAAAAUAACAACAAUGAUAAAAUCUCUCUUGGAAAACAGGGAGUGAAAAAGAGCAAACUGGAUGCAGACUAAAUAAUAAUGAUAAUAGAAAUACUGACACUUAAAUGUCCCAUCUUGUGAACUCAUGCUAAUUGUGAUAUAUUUUUGUUUUUAUAGCAAACAGCUUUGUGCCAUAGCUCUUUAGAUAGCAUAUCCGUCAUAUAAACGUAGGCUCUGCAUGCUAAAAAAGACAAACUUUUGAGCUCAUGAAUUUUGGAACUCAUGUUAAAAAGAUAAAGAAAGAAUAUUUUAAGUAGAUUUCAUGUCACAGGGAGACAAAAGCAGAUGUCACAGUUAGAAAGAGCAAACUAAGAGAGACUGGGUUUUAAUCCAGCGCAAAUGAAAAGCCAUGAAAUAUAUGUUGUCUUAAUCUUUGUGUCAUUCUAUAUGCUGCUGUUUCAUAUUAUGUGUCUGUGGUACAGUAAAGUAAGUGGCUAAUGUCAUUGUUUUUAAUAGUGUCUUCAUAAAGCUGCUGUUUUUACGGGAGACAAUGAUGGAAA
Molecule: messenger RNA, 1786 nt
Organism: Pseudoliparis swirei
Lineage: Eukaryota; Metazoa; Chordata; Actinopteri; Perciformes; Liparidae
Gene: htr1d
Product: 5-hydroxytryptamine (serotonin) receptor 1D, G protein-coupled
Exons: 1
Coding region: 97-1248 (383 amino acids)
Biological process (GO): G protein-coupled receptor signaling pathway, coupled to cyclic nucleotide second messenger; regulation of behavior; regulation of locomotion
Cellular component (GO): dendrite; plasma membrane
Molecular function (GO): neurotransmitter receptor activity; G protein-coupled serotonin receptor activity
Source: RefSeq, a predicted model, not a curated record